GUUAUCCAAGGCAGCCAAGUUUCCGGAAGAGCAACUGGUUCGAGAUUAAUGGACAAGGAAGAGAUAUUUGUUUAGGUUUAGUCUGGAGAACACACAUACUUGUUUUUCGUCAAAUAGUCUGGCUCUUUUUAAAUCGCUAGCAUGCCUUUGUUUGCCCAGAACCCAUUUGACCAAGAUGUUGAGAAGGCAACCAGUGAAAACAACACAACAGAUGACUGGGGACUCAUUAUGGACAUCUGCGAUAAGAUUGGAACGACCACCAAUGGACCAAAGGAAAGCUUGAGAUCCAUUAUGAAGAGAGUCAACCACAAAGUGCCUCAUGUUGCCAUGCAGGCCCUCAAUUUGCUUGGUGCUUGUGUGUCAAACUGCGGCAAAAUAUUCCACUUGGAAAUCUGCUCAAGGGAGUUUGCCAGUGAUGUACGGAGUGUGCUGAGCAGGGCCCAUCCUAAGGUGUGUGAAAAGCUAAAGGCUCUGAUGAUGGAGUGGGCAGAAGACUUCCAGAAGGAUCCACAACUCAGCCUGAUCGGUGCCACCAUCAAGUCUCUGAAAGAUGAGGGCAUCAGCUUCCCCUCUGCAUCCUCACCGGGGUCCACCACGAAGGUCAGCACACCUGCUGCGGGCAAGUCAUCGGAUGAUGACAACCUGGCCAAAGCCAUCGAGCUAUCCUUGCAGGAGCAGAAGCAGCAGGCGGAGACAUGGCCCCUGACCGUGACCUCUGAACCCCCAAACUACACCAACGGCAGCGGGGGGCAAGAGGCCCGGAAGGUGCGUGCGCUGUACGACUUCGAAGCGGCUGAAGAUAAUGAGCUGACCUUCAAAACUGGAGAACUUAUUCUGGUUUUGGAUGACAGCGAUCCAAACUGGUGGAAAGGAGAGAACCACAGAGGAGUGGGGCUUUUCCCCUCCAACUUUGUCACAACCAAUCUGAAUGCUGAGCCAGAGCCAGUGGCCUAUGUUGAAAAGACAACCAGUCCUGAAGAGACACCUCUGGAAACCAAAGUUGAGCCUGAGCCUGUCUUCAUUGACGAGGGGAAGAUGGACAGAACACUGGCACUGCUGCAGAAUGCAGAUCCUGCAGAUCCGGCUCCUGACUCCCCAGAGCUGAUCCAGCUGGAGGGUGCAUGUGAACAGAUGAACCCAAUGAUUGAUGAGAAGCUACAGGAGAUUGACAGGAAACACUCGGAGUUGUCAGAGUUGAAUGUGAAAGUUCUGGAGGCCCUGGAGCUUUACAACAAGCUCAUGAACGAGGCUCCGUUCUACUCGGCUUACUCCAAGAUGCAGGCGCAGUAUGCACCAACGGGCUCAGCUGUAGCCAUGCAGGGCUACCUCGGCCCAGCCGGCGCUCCCUACCUGCCUCCAGCGAUGCCGCAGGGUCCUCCUGCGCAGCCCUACGCCCUGCCCACCGACCAGCCCGGACCACUGCACUCCCUGCCCCCCAACAUCUCAGCCCCACCCAACAGCCAAGCUGCUCAGCCUCCCUACAUGUGCAGUGGUAUGAAUACUCAGUACAUGAACCAAGCUGCUGGAGCGCCUUACCCACCCCAGGCGGGCGUGGCCAUGGACAUGUCAACCUAUCACAACUCUAGCAUGCCUCCUGUGUCCUAUCCUGUGGCUGCUCCCCCUCACCAGGCUCCUCAUCAGCAGCAGGCAGCAUAUUAUCAGCAGCCUCUGUUGUAAAACUCCAACUGACAGCAGACCUGAGAUGAAUACAUACUCCAGAUAUUUCAGUUUCCAGUGGUGUGUUCAUUUGGCUUACCUUGUGUGAGUGUUUGUGUGUGGUAAUUGCUUUGGGAACAUUCCUUUAGCCAUUUUUUGUGCCUGAGGAGAAGCUGAAUUGAACACAGCCCACAAAAGUUGAAAUGACUCCGGUGUGUAUCUAACGCAGGUCUGUUGCUCAUCUGAGUUAGGACUCUCUCUGUGUGCAUGUCCUCGGCGACUGUAUGUGAGGCUAACAUGGCGUCAGGAGUUUACUUCUGUCCUUCACUUCUUUUUCUUGGCUGACAGUGAAUGCGGUGCUGGUCUUCACAAAUGUCACAGGUCAACACAGAAGAAGAGUUGGGUUUGCUCACCAUUACAGGUCCAUGUAAUGAGCAGUCAUUACCUAAUUCUGAAGAAAUUAGCAUUUUACAAUUUACAGUUCAACGCAAAGCUACCCCACACAAUGCUAAUUCUGAAUCGACCCCCUUUAAAGAAUUCACGCAACUUGUCCGUUACCAUAUCUUUUGAGGUGGUAACAGCGGCUCAGGCCCUGUCCACACUAAUGUAGAUACAUGUGUUUAAAAAAAAAAAAAAGCUUAUUUUUCUCUCCAUUGUGGCCAUCUAUUCACACUACCUGGUCUCCACCGGCCAUGUAGCUAAAGCAACAUGUCAGCAGCACAACAGCCGCAGUCCCGUCAGUGUCUACACUGGAUACCUUCAGCCACAGUACUGUUGUACACUAAAAGUGUUUCGACAGCCCAUAUAGCCUAAUGCAAGAUCAGUGUAAUUACAUGUGCACGUCGGAAUACAAUGGACUCAAAUAGCAGCUCUGCAUGUAAAACGCCAGUGAAUCGUGAGCCUUUGCACGGCUUGUUCAGACAGCUGUAUUGAUCAAAACCGAAGCAUAUCUGUUCUGUCAGAUGCUUGUGAAACAGAUGACUGAAAAACACGGCUGAAACGUGUCCACUAUAGACAGCCUGCAAGAAAUACAAAAACGCAACUUUUCGAAAGCGUUCUCCAGGGUAAAUAAAAUUGAAAACACAAGUCUCACGUUGGAGUUCGGACAGGGAAAACUGAGCUGUUCCAAAAUGCUCAUGAAUGGCCAUCAGUCUUUGCAGACAUGCACGAGAUGCUAGUGUGGAUUGAACCCCAUUUGACACCUAAAUUACAUUUUUAAUUUUAUCUGCACUAAUGGGAUCAUGGCCAAAAUGAUUUGUUUUUCUUUUAGUUUUUAAUCUUGUUUUUAAGUCUGUAGGUGAAUUCAUCUGAUAGAAACACUCUGGAUUGGUGUGAGAGCUCAUGUUUCUGCAAAGCCAGCAUUUAUGCACUUGUGGAACAAGGUGUAGGUGCUUGCUUGAGGACAAAGUGUGCAGUUAUUUAAAAGGCAAGAGCUCCAUUUUCUUUUCUUCUUCCUCACCAGCAUCCGUCACUGUAGUUGAUCUAUGUUUUGAACAGAAUUUCUGAUGUGCAAACUACAUUUUCAGCUAUCAGAUAUAUAUGUUAACAGUUAUGUUAUGUUCUAGUUUGUGUAAAUUACUUUCCCACAAUCCCACUGCCUUGUAAUGCAUUCUGUGGUUGCAUUUGAGAUAUUUAAGACAUUUUGUGUGUAUGUGUGCACAUACGUAUGUAUGCGUUUGAGGGCUUACCCAUAAUAGGUUCUUCAUCAUUGUAAACUGACAUUGAUUUUCUCAAGGAUCAUCAGAUUUUAGGGUGAGAAAUAGUUAGUUGGAUCUCUUUGUGUGUUUAUUAAUCUGAUGAAAUGCUGCACCCUCCUCAUGAAUAUUACUUCAGUACCUUCCUGCCUCUCAUCUUCAUGUGUGGGGUCUCUUCCAUUUAGCAGAAUCUGUUAGGAGUCCAUGUUUUAUGCAAAUGCACGAUACUGAUUUUCAUGUCUAUAUACUUAAAUUUCAAAAUUGUCAAUGACAUUGCCUGUACUUUGAUUUAUAUAUAUAUAUAUAUUGAGACAUUAUACAUGUGUAAUUUACAUGGUUGGUGAAUGUGUAAUUAUUAUCCUUACUUUGCUUCUGCUUUUACUUUCAUUGUCCAGGCAAAAUGUAAAUGUAACACAAUUUUCAGAACUCAAGUUCAGAACUCUUUAGUUGCCGUUAAUAUGAAGAAAGAGAAGGGAGACAUGUUUUUAACCUACUCAAUUUUGGGGGUUAAAAUUAAGGAGCAGCUUUCAUAGACUCUACAGUCCUGUUGCAGUAGCUCCAUAGUUAUAAUUUUAGUCAGAACUGUCCUUUAUACGGCUCAUAUUAAAGGCAUUGUAUAUUAGAUGUAAAAUACCUGUUUUUUUCAGUGACAUUGACAUUGCACCUUAGCUUUGUAAACAUUUAUUUACCACUGGAUGCCUUGUUUUUCUGUAGAAAUCAAAGAAUGACACGGACACAACUUUGGCGAGUAACUUCAGCCUCAGAAUCUGCUGGAUAUGUGUAAUUCUGUAUAUUUAAACUAUUCCAGGAAAAGUUCCUUUAUCCCGGAUUUUAAAACUGCUUUUGUAACAGAGCAAACUUAUAAUAUUCUUUGAAAUAAAAAGAAAAUUACCUGUA
Molecule: messenger RNA, 4247 nt
Organism: Siniperca chuatsi (mandarin fish)
Lineage: Eukaryota; Metazoa; Chordata; Actinopteri; Centrarchiformes; Sinipercidae
Gene: stam2
Product: signal transducing adaptor molecule (SH3 domain and ITAM motif) 2
Exons: 14
Coding region: 142-1677 (511 amino acids)
Biological process (GO): signal transduction
Cellular component (GO): endocytic vesicle
Molecular function (GO): ubiquitin binding; phosphatidylinositol binding
Source: RefSeq, a predicted model, not a curated record